This is a messenger RNA of Lineus longissimus, 2267 nucleotides long. Its product is annotated as mitochondrial 2-oxoglutarate/malate carrier protein-like. Bases 98 to 1078 code for a protein of 326 amino acids. The record is from RefSeq and is a predicted model, not a curated record. Gene Ontology annotation, molecular function: transmembrane transporter activity. The transcript is spliced from 10 exons. Lineage: Eukaryota; Metazoa; Nemertea; Pilidiophora; Heteronemertea; Lineidae.
UCACGUGGCUAAGGUCAAGGGGUGACCUUGAAGGACCGGUUUGAUUCGAUUCCUGGAUUUUUCCUCUUUUUAAUUGCAAAUACGUUCCUUCUUCAAAAUGCCACUCGCUCCAAUUGACGACAAGCAGUCGUCUGCUUCUCCUGAAGUGAAAAAACAGAGCACGUCAAUCCCGAAAGGCAUAAAAUUCUUGUUCGGAGGCACUGCUGGAAUGGCUGCAACUUGUUUUGUCCAACCCCUUGACUUGGUCAAGAACAGGAUGCAGUUGAGUGGUGAGAAGGGCGUCGCGAAGGCUCACAAGACUAGCCUUCACGCCAUUGCCAGCAUAAUGAGAAGUGAGGGCAUCAUAGGAAUGUACACAGGGUUAUCAGCGGGUCUCCUUCGCCAAGCCACCUAUACCACCACCAGGCUAGGUAUCUACACCAUCCUCUUUGACAUGUUCUCAACGGAGGGGCGUCCACCAGGUUUCUUUACCAAAGCGGGUAUCGGUAUGACAGCUGGUGCAAUCGGUGCUUUUGUUGGAACGCCCGCCGAGUUGGCUCUGAUCAGAAUGACAGCUGAUGGAAGAUUACCGAAAGCCGAACAACGAGGUUAUAAAAAUGUUUUUGAUGCUCUGUACCGUGUAAUCAAAGAGGAAGGUGUUCUUCAGUUAUGGAGGGGAUGUGGACCAACCAUGACGAGAGCAGUAGUUGUCAAUGCAGCCCAACUGGCUUCGUAUUCACAAGCUAAACAAUUUUUACUUGGAACAAGAUACUUUAAUGAUAAUAUAUUCACACAUUUUGCGGCUAGUAUGUUGAGUGGGUUGGUCACGACUGCCGCAUCUAUGCCUGUUGACAUAGCAAAAACCAGAAUACAAAACAUGAAAGUGACAGAUGGAGUCCCAGAAUACAGAGGCGCAUUUGAUGUGCUGAGGACAGUCGUACGCCAAGAGGGUUUCUUCAGUUUGUGGAAAGGCUUCACGCCUUAUUUCUUCCGACUCGGCCCACAUACGAUCUUAACGUUCAUCUUCCUCGAACAAAUGAACAAGCAGUAUCGUAUACGUGUCAUGAAGGAGACUGGUGACGUAUCUGGUGGACUCUAAAUUCUUAAAAAAUUGUUACCAUGAAAUGGCAGGAGUUGCAGAGACCAAAAACCAUGAGUGUGAUAGCCUCCAUGCUACAUUAUGAGUUGCUGUAGCAAUGUGAUCACACUUUAUUUUCUGGUUUACCAACUUGGUGGUCACAUUUCCUUUUUCUGAUCAAAAGAAUAAUGCAGAAUCAUCUGACCAUGUUUGGGUAUACAUUUCAGUGUGCAAUGGGCUUUUAGAGGCACUCCUGGUUAGAAUUAACUCAUUUGAGACAUCGAUAUUCGAUGGUGCCCUUGGUACAGAUAGCUGUGAUUAAAUAGAGUUUGGCGUUUCCUUCAGAAUAGCAUAGUGUCACUCUGAGCCAUCUGGACUUGUAUGGGAUUGCACACUACUGGCACGAUAGUAACUGUACCACUUUGUCAGAUGGGACCACAUGGUGAUCUGUCAGCUUUGUACAUUCACUUCCUGGUUUCUUAGCAAAGCCUUGACCUAUGUGUUUGGCUAAUAGGAGGUCAAGAGGCGCUCAUAACACUAGGAAACUGUGCAUGCGAACUGUCUCUAUGGAUAUGCAGACUUUGGCUUAUCAAUCGUUUGGAUUGGGAACGGCCUAUGGAUACGCAGCCUAAUGCGUUUAGAUUUGUCAUGAAAAGCCACUGGUUAACAAUAGUUUAGUUGUUAUGAAGUAGUCUAGGUAAGAUUUAGGUCUGUGAUAAACUAGAUCUCUGUUGUGAUGAGCUUGUUCUGUUGAUGUCCUUCUGUUUUUCAUGAUACCAACGACUUCUUGAACCUGAUAGUAAAAACCUCCUUUGGUAGAGAGAAAGAGAAGUAUAAGUCAGGUUUAUUGUGAGUUUGAUCUAGCAUUGUCAUCGGGAUACAGCUGGACUUCAAAUAUGGGUGUGAUCAUGUCAAAACCAUAUUCUGGGCCCUACAUGUACCUAACAAACUGAUAUUGUUUUGUCAUUUUAAAUGACAUUGGGAUUGGUCUUUCUCUUGCAUGCAUCAAAGUUAUACAACACUUUAUUGUGCUGUUGUAUGAUGGAAUAUAAUGUGCUAUGACCUGUGAGGGAUGAUAUUAAGGCGUAGACUUGUAGAUAGGUUGAACAUUGCACGAUUUGUACUUCUGUCAAUGAAAUAAUGUCUAUAAGGCAUGCUUUGGGAUAUCAUCACUCGGCAAACAAAUAGAUCGACUAAUGUGAAAUGAAAA